AUGAACUCAGGAAUCGCUGACUGGGUUGGUGAGAAAGCGAGCGGCGGAUUACUGCAUGGCAACGAAGUCCUGAAAACAGAGACGACAGCAGAGGGAAUUGCGAAGAUUGCUGCCAAUGGAAACUCCGUGGAGCGCAUAGCAUUCACAGGGGCUGUUGUUGGGGGUGUAUCUGAGCUUGUGCAACCGGUUGUGCAGCCUAUUGAGAUCGGCAUGGACAAAUAUCGAAAUCACCGUUUUGACCAAACAUAUGGAUGUAACAACCCAUCCCGGACUGGAAGGAUGCGGAAAUUCUUUCGCAAGUAUGAACAACGCUUCCGCGAUUCUGUCCUCCACUGA
Molecule: messenger RNA, 336 nt
Organism: Penicillium brevicompactum
Lineage: Eukaryota; Fungi; Ascomycota; Eurotiomycetes; Eurotiales; Aspergillaceae
Exons: 1
Coding region: 1-336 (111 amino acids)
Source: RefSeq, a predicted model, not a curated record